AUGUCCGACCACGAGUCCAACCCCGCCGACAGCCCCACCUCGCCCCAGCCUCGCCGACCGGGCGGUCUUUCAGAGGGUCCCAACGCGAGGAGCAAGAGUGUCACCGUGGCCCCUGACGGCGAAAGCACGUAUGGCGCACUUAACCGACACCCGGCACCGAGGCCCGUAUCCAUCGCCAAUGACCCCAGCAUCCCCUCAGAAUCAUUCCGUGUAGGCGUCAGCGAGGACCGGAAUCGUCGGUGCAGGCGAACGAUGGAGGAUGCGCAUAGUUUUGUUUACGACUUUGCGGCGGUCAAGGGCCAGGGAUACUUUGCGGUGUUUGAUGGGCAUGCGGGCAAGCAUGCUGCCGAGUGGUGUGGUCAGAACUUCCACGAAUACCUCCUUGAUGCACUCAUCACCGAGCCCGACACCCCCAUCCCCGACAUCAUGAACAAGACUUUCCACGUCGUCGACCAGCGUCUCUCCCACCUCGCCCAAACCGGCCGCACCUCAUCAGGCUGUACGGCCGUCACCGCCUUCCUUCGUGUCGAAGAAGUCGACAACACCGUCCACAAAGGGUUCACCAACCCCGGAUUGCAGGCGCGCGGGUUGUUCGAGGGUAGGGGAGAAGAGGAGCUCGAGGCGUUGACUUCUCAGCAGCCUUCUUCUCGCCGAUCUUCCAUGGGCGGGGGUACCAGCGGUCAGGCCGGAGGCGCUUCUUCCUAUGGCUCAGGCCCGAACGGCAUGGUCCGCAAAAUGUCUAGCAGGAAGAUUAGAGACUUUGUCAAGGGUCUCGCGACCAGAUUCGGAGAAGGCUCAGCGGUGGAGGAUGAUGAUAAUGAUGAUGAGGCGAUUAUCACGGUGGAUGGGACCAAGGUGGAUGCUAUUGAGCCGCAAUCGUCAAAGGGUGUCCGGAGAGUGCUUUAUACCGCCAACGUCGGAGAUGCUAGAGGUGUGCUCUCGCGUGGAGGUAAAGCCGUCAGAUUGACCUACGACCACAAGGGAAGUGAUGCUUCGGAGGCAAAGCGUAUCACCGAUGCUGGAGGCUUUGUCAUGAACAACCGAGUCAACGGUGUUCUCGCCGUGACCAGAUCGCUCGGGGAUGCUUCCAUGAAAGAGUUUGUCGUCGGUUCACCAUACACUACCGAGACCACCCUCGACGACACAGACGAAUUCCUGAUUGUUGCUUGUGAUGGUCUCUGGGACGUCUGCUCCGACCAAGAAGCUGUCGACAUCAUACAAAAUGUUCAGGACCCGCAAGAGGCGAGCAGAAGGCUGUUGGAACAUGCUAUGGGCAACUUUUCGACAGACAACUUGAGUGUGUUGGUCGUCAAGUUCUUCCACUAG
This is a messenger RNA of Cryptococcus wingfieldii CBS 7118, 1326 nucleotides long. RefSeq names its product protein phosphatase. The transcript is spliced from 6 exons. The record is from RefSeq and is a predicted model, not a curated record. Gene Ontology annotation, biological process: protein dephosphorylation. NCBI's taxonomy places the organism in Eukaryota, Fungi, Basidiomycota, Tremellomycetes, Tremellales, Cryptococcaceae. Gene Ontology annotation, molecular function: cation binding; protein serine/threonine phosphatase activity. Bases 1 to 1326 code for a protein of 441 amino acids.